This is a messenger RNA of Solenopsis invicta (red fire ant), 577 nucleotides long. Its product is annotated as coiled-coil domain-containing protein 12. The record is from RefSeq and is a predicted model, not a curated record. NCBI's taxonomy places the organism in Eukaryota, Metazoa, Arthropoda, Insecta, Hymenoptera, Formicidae. The transcript is spliced from 3 exons. The coding region runs from base 58 to 498 and encodes 146 amino acids. Gene Ontology annotation, cellular component: post-mRNA release spliceosomal complex; U2-type spliceosomal complex.
UUUUACUCUAGAAAAUCACUAGCUAUGUGUCAUCUGUAGUUUUACGAGUGUUUAAAAAUGACGGAAGAGAAAAUUGGCUCGUUAGAGGAGGAAGCUUUAAAAAGAAAGGAACGGCUUCAGGCACUUAAGAGAAAGAAUGAAGAGGGCAAGGAAAAUACAAACGACACAGCCGAAAAUUUACCCAAGCCAAAAUUUCGGAGUUACAAGCCGCAAGACGAAAGCUUGAAGAAUAAUAUGGUAGAGGAUGCGAAACCUGGUGAUGUGGAAGCUGUAGUUCAAGAACAGUUGGAUGCUGCGAAUAGUAAAGUGGUUAUCGAGGAACUGGAUAUUAGUAAUUUAGCACCAAGAAAACCUGACUGGGAUCUGAAACGAGAUAUAGCCAAAAAAUUAGAAAUAUUAGAGAGAAGAACGCAGAAAGCGAUAGCAGAAGAAGUGAGAACACGCCUCAAACAAGGCCAACAGGAUUUAGCAGCUUACGUAAAUAAUGAAAAAGAUUGAUAGUAUCGUUAUCGAAAACGUGUAUAUUUUGCAAUAAAUUAUAUAUAUUUUUUGUAUAGAAUAUAUAUCUAGUAAUCAA